CUAGAUUCCAUAACUGUGAGAUCACGACCUGAGCCAACAUCAAGAGUUGGCUCCUUAUCCAACUGAGCCACCCAGGUGCUUUAGGAUUUUGCUUUUUUUUAUAUGAUUUCAACUAUAGAAAAGUUGGAUUAGUUCAGAAAGUCCCAUAUACUCUCCCCAGAUUUACCAUUCACUUUUCAGUUUUUUGCUUUAUUUGUCCUUCUCUCUCAAAAUAUGUGUGUAUAAUUUUUUUAACCAUUUGAGACUAAAUUGCACACGUGCUUCCUUUGUAAGUACUUCAGCAAGAAUUUGCUAAGACCAAGGACAUUGUUUUUCGUAACCACGGUGUAGUAAUCAAAAUUAGAAAAUUUUAACAUAGACGCAUUGCUAUUACUUAAUCCAAAGUCCAUAUUCAAAUUUUGUCAGUUGACUUAAUGUUCUUAAAAAUGUUUUUUUGAAUGAAUGGAUGAACAUCUAUAGAACAUUUCUAAUAUGGUUUUACUCAGAUUAUAACACAAAGUAAAUAUUAGGACUCUAGGAAAACUUUCUGCAACUUUAUUCUUGAAUAGUGUAAGAACAAUUUCCUACAUAUUGUAUCCUGAUGAUUUAGUUCUAAUAGGCAUUCGCUGCUGUUGUCAUAGAGGUGAGUGUUAAAUUCAUGCAGGAAUAAGGGCUGUGGUUAAAAUCCACUUAGGAGCCCAUGUGGGAAUGUGGUGCAACAGAACAAUAGCAACCAGUCAUAUAAAGUGUGAACAGCUUUUCUUUGUAAGUAAAAUUCUGAGAAAUAAUUCUGUCUUUUGUGUCCCAUUUCUGGAUGUGUGGAAACUGAAAUGGUUUAAUGAGUAUAGCUUUGAAAUUCAGGAUUCAAAUAGUCUUAGUCCCUUUGUUUAUAUAAUCGUGUGCGCUUUAAUCUCUAAGGCAAAAGGUCAUUACUUCGUUCUUUUUCACAGGGCCGCUUCCUUGUGCAUCCCUGGAGACUGCACCUUUUUCAUCAUUCAGAAGGCCUGGAGGCCCCAGGGCUCAGCCUGAGUUCUAGGAUGGUACUUUGGUCCCCAGCAUUAAUAUUCUAGUGCUGUGUCAUUUCCCUAAUAGCAGGUUUUAAACCAACUACACCGUAUGUGAUCCUCUGUUGGAACAAGAAGACAAACUCUGGAUGGUGGAGAACAAAGUGGAAAGGAAAUUUGUUCAGGUCGUUUCCAGGCUUUUGAACACACAAGUGUUCCUGAGGAAGGAAGAGGAAGACAGACUUAAGAAGCCUGAGAAGAUGAUGAGCAGAUAGACAACAAGAUUUGGGAGGCAAGUUGCAUCCAUCUCCAGUAAAGUACUGAGGAAAAAAAGCAGUGAACUAAGAAAAUUGGAAGGAUACUGCUUCUGAUCUCAGACCUUAUAUCUUUAAGCAAACACCUUUUUCAACUUACCUGGAAAGAGUGUGAAACAAAAUUUAGACUUAAUUGUGAGGGAAGUUGUGUAGGGGAGAAUCAUUAAUUUAACUAGGAAAUCCUGCCUCUGCUUGCUCCUUAUGCUAAUAACCACCUUUAAAUGUAAAUCAGUGUGGAAAUGUCUUCAGUUAAAACCAUUUGAACUCCAUAGAAAAACCCUAUGAAAUUACUGAAUGUGGCAAAACUUUCACUCACAUGUCACACCUCAUUAAAUGUAGAAGUCAGGCUUAAGAGAAACCCUGUUCUAAGGAAUACUGAAGAGCCUUUAGCUAGAUGACAGAUCUCUGAGCAGAAGAAAAUUUUUUACUGGAGAGAAACCAGUGAAUAUAACAAAACUUCGUUGAUCAUUAGAAAAUUUGGACAGAAAGCUUUUAAAUGUACUGAGUAUGAUAUAGUCUUCUCUCGAACUUUAUCCCUUCCUCUAUAUUUGAAAGGUCAUACACAGAGAAUCCUUACAAAUGUAAGAAAUAUGGAAAUUCCUUCAGCCAAAAGUAAAUCCUAAUUCAUCAAAAAAUUCAUACUGGAGAGAAACCUUGUGAAUGUGGGAAAGCUUCCAUUCAGAUGUCACACCUCAGUCAGCAGAAAAUUUGUAGUGGGGAAAACCCCUUUGCCUGUAAGGUAUGUGGGAAAGUCUUCAGCCACAAAUCAAAUCUUACUGAGCAUGAACAUUUUCAUAAUAGAGAGAAACCUUUUGAAUGUAACGAAUGUGGAAAAGCCUUUAGCCAGAAGCAAUAUGUUAUUAAACAUCAGAACACCCAUACCGGAGAGAAGCUUUUUGAAUGUAAUGAGUGUGGAAAAUCCUUCAGCCAGAAGGAAAACCUUCUCACCCAUCAGAAAAUUCACACUGGAGAGAAACCUUUUGAGUGUAAGGAUUGUGGGAAAGCUUUCAUUCAGAAGUCAAACCUCAUCAGACACCAGAGAACUCACACAGGAGAGAAGCCUUUUGUAUGUAAGGAAUGUGGAAAAACCUUCAGUGGCAAAUCUAACCUUACCGAGCAUGAGAAGAUUCAUAUUGGGGAGAAACCCUUUAAAUGUAGUGAAUGUGGAACAGCUUUUGGCCAGAAGAAGUACCUCAUAAAACAUCAAAACAUUCACACUGGAGAGAAACCCUAUGAAUGUAAUGAAUGUGGAAAAGCCUUCUCUCAACGAACAUCACUUAUCGUACAUGUGAGAAUUCAUUCAGGUGAUAAACCUUACGAAUGCAAUGUAUGUGGAAAAGCCUUCUCUCAAAGUUCAUCUCUUACUGUGCAUGUGAGAAGCCAUACAGGUGAGAAACCCUAUGGUUGUAAUGAAUGUGGGAAAGCUUUCUCUCAGUUCUCAACCCUUGCUCUGCAUUUGAGAAUACACACAGGUAAGAAGCCUUAUCAAUGUAGUGAAUGUGGGAAAGCUUUUAGCCAGAAGUCACACCAUAUUAGACACCAGAAAAUUCAUACUCAUUAAAAAACCCUGUAAAUAUCUUAAAAAUUGGAAAGUGUUCAUCAGGAAUUUAAACCUCAUAGCACAUCAGAAAUGAUCAUACUGAAAGAAUAUAUCACAAAUGAGGAAAACAAAAGCUAAAAAGUUACUGGACACCAUGGAAUUUAUACUGAAGAGAAAGACAUUUAUAUGAUAAAAAUCCUGGGCCCCCAGAAAAGCUGAUGGCCUAGGUAAUGCUGAAACUUUAGAUGCAUUUCCACCAAACAUGCUUCUUAUUGCUGUCUGCAUUUAUCUGGAGAUCUUCACCAGUGUAAUCAAAAUAUAAGUUUUAAGUAUUGGCAAGGAAGAGACUUUCAUGGUAUUGAUUUAGUAGAACAGAAGAGAUUCUGGAAACACCUAUGCAUCUAUUAAAAUUUAGAAUAUGAUAGAAAUGGCAAUAGGAGGUGAGAAGAUAAUGGGACUAUGUAAAAAGUGAUUUGGAGGUAAUUUGUUCUCCAAGGAAAAAACAGACCAUGAACUAUAAACAGAGGUAAGAACCAAGAGGAUAAGAACAAGAAUAUAAGCUGUAUACUGAAAUGGUUAUGACCUUGGGAGUAGGGAGACAUUCCUUAUAAUCUCAAAAAUUCUCUGAAUUUCUAUGCUUAGGAAAUAUGUACCAGUCUGCUUACUGUGGCAUGAUUUGUAGUUAGCCAUAAGUUGGAAACACCUUAAAUGCCCAUUGGGAACAAAAUGGAAAAUACUUAUGAUGGAAUACUGUAUAUCUGUAAAAUUUAGCAAUUGAGAUCUAUAUUACAGAGAAAGAUCUCAAAAAUCAUGUUGAAGGGGGAAAAUGAAGUUGCAGAAUAACAUAUAUUACAAUGCAUUUUGUAAAUUUUAACUAAAACUUUACUCACAAAAUUCAGUACUAUGUAUUGGUAAUGGAUAAAUAUAUGUAUGUAUGUUUUUAAAAUGUUUUGAAAUGGAUUGGAAGGAUACAGACCAAACUCUUGAUAGUGGUUGCUUGUGAAGAGUGGAGCAGGGAAGGGGAUGAGUGUGGGAGGGAUGGGAUGGGGACUGUUUAAAGGGGGGGUUUCAUUUUUAUAUAUAAAUAUCCAUUUCUCUUAAAAACUAAAGACUGCAAGUAAAUAUAUCAAAAUACUGGAUAAUUCUGAUUGUGGUAUAUGGAUAUCUUGUCUUAUUUUUUGUACUUUUCUGUAUUUUUAAAUUUUCUCAAAAUUAAUAAGAAUGGGGGUGAGGAUGGGAACACUGUACCUAUAGAAAUCAUGUUCUAAUGGAUUCAUUCCCAAUCAAGUACUAAACUUUUUAUAGAAAAUAUUUCUAAAAUUUUAUCAAUGAUGAGUGGAUGGACUUGCUCUCUAUGUAAUAUGAAAUUAUCUAUUUUAUUAAAAUUAAAAAUGAUCACAUAAUCCAAA
This is a messenger RNA of Felis catus (domestic cat), 4246 nucleotides long. It is a transcript of the gene ZNF146, whose product is annotated as zinc finger protein 146. Lineage: Eukaryota; Metazoa; Chordata; Mammalia; Carnivora; Felidae. Gene Ontology annotation, molecular function: DNA-binding transcription factor activity, RNA polymerase II-specific; RNA polymerase II cis-regulatory region sequence-specific DNA binding. The transcript has 3 exons. Gene Ontology annotation, biological process: regulation of transcription by RNA polymerase II. The coding region runs from base 1980 to 2858 and encodes 292 amino acids. The record is from RefSeq and is a predicted model, not a curated record.